UUAGUCGCGUGUUAAAAUUAAUAUAACGAUGACAGUACUGGUUCGUUUAUAUUUAGUGACGUUUUUGUGUUUGUGGACAAUUGUCGUAAUCCAAGGGACUGAUGUUGAUAAAUGCUCGAAGGGAAAAGGACCACUGCCCGCAUCAGUGGAAUUAGUUGGGUGCGAGAAACCAAGAUGCAAGCUCCGUCGGGGUCAAAUCGCUACUUUGAACCUAAAGUUCAACGCCCCUCACGCCAUCCGACACAUGCACACGAAGGCCUCAGCCAAAGCGUACUUGGCCCUGUUCUUCCCAGUGACUUACAAACUAGAACUCGGGGACAUGGAGAAGACUUGCCGAUUCCUCACUAACACAAAAUGUCCUAUACCGUCCGGUCAAGAAGUGCACUUUUCACUAGAGAUCCUAAUAGAAGAUGACUUUCCUAAGAAUCAACAAUUGACAGUCGAGUUCAUCAUAGAAGACCAGGACAACAGACCUCUUAUUUGUGCCGAGCUGCCAAUUGUAAUUGUAUAGCUUAGAAAUUAUAUUGCAAUAAUAAA
This is a messenger RNA of Bombyx mandarina (wild silkworm), 537 nucleotides long. RefSeq lists its product as uncharacterized. The record is from RefSeq and is a predicted model, not a curated record. Lineage: Eukaryota; Metazoa; Arthropoda; Insecta; Lepidoptera; Bombycidae.